CUGAUUUCUCUCUCUCCCCCCCUCUCUCUCUCUCUCUCUCUCUCCAUAUUUUCUUCCGUUGAAACAUCUCUCCCUCACUCGCUCGAUUACGUAGACACGUCAUUGCCUAGUGAAAUCAUCAGUUUUUUUUUAGUUUUUUUUUUUUUUUUUUGGUUUGUUUGUUUGCGUUUUCCGAUCGCCGCAAUCUCGCUGGGAAGUCCUGCAUGCUGGAGAGGCUGGAGGUUAUUAAUUUCAUGACUGAUCGAACCAACAAUUUGAACACUGUUUUCUAUGAUCGGUCAGUUCUUUAUUGAUUAAGUUACAAAUUCAGUUACCAGUUAUGGCGUCUAGAUCUUCUUCAAAUGUCUUGGACCUGGCCUCUGAAGAAAUACUCGAUGUCCCUCAAACUCCUAGAUCUCUUCCUCGACUGAUGACUGUUCCAGGAAUCAUCUCUGAUGGUGACUCAGACAGUAUGUCAUCCACUUGUCAAGAACGAAAAAUCAUAGUGGCAAAUAUGCUGCCUUUGCAUGCACAAAGGGAUGAAGGAACUUCAAAAUGGUGUUUUAGUUUAGAUGAAGAUUCACUUCUCUUGCAAUUAAAGGAUGGGUUUUCUCCUGAAUCUGAGGUCAUAUAUGUUGGUUCCCUCAAGGUUGACAUAGAUGCUAGUGAACAAGAGGAAGUGGCACAGAGACUACUGGAUGAGUUCAAGUGUGUACCAACUUUUAUACCCCCUGACAUCCAUAAAAACUUCUAUUAUGGUUUCUGUAAGCAACAACUGUGGCCUCUUUUCCAUUACAUGCUACCCAUGUGCCCAGACCAUGCAGAUCGAUUUGAUCGUCAUCUUUGGCAGGCGUAUGUAUCUGCCAACAAAUUGUUUGCUGAUAAAGUUAUGGAAGUAGUUAACCCCGAGGAUGAUUAUAUCUGGGUUCAUGAUUAUCACCUUAUGGUUCUCCCAACAUUUCUGCGGAAGCGUUACCAUCGUGUCAAGCUAGGGUUCUUUCUACACAGCCCAUUUCCUUCAUCAGAAAUAUACCGAACUUUGCCAGUUAGGGAUGAAAUUCUAAAAGGAUUGCUUAACUGUGAUCUAAUCGGUUUUCAUACUUUUGAUUAUGCCCGCCAUUUUCUGUCUUGCUGCAGUAGAAUGUUAGGCCUGGACUAUGAAUCCAGACGAGGACACAUUGGACUUGAUUACUUUGGUCGCACUGUCUAUGUAAAAAUUAUGCCUGUAGGUGUACAUAUGGGCAGACUGGUGUCUAUGUUAAAUCUUUCCUCCACAUUUGACAAGGUCAAAGAAGUUCAAGAGCAGUUUAAAGGGAAAAUAGUCAUUCUUGGUGUUGAUGAUAUGGACAUAUUUAAAGGUAUCAGUCUGAAAAUGCUAUCAUUUGAACUACUAUUGCAACAACGUCCAGAGCUGCAAGGUAAGAUUGUUCUUGUCCAAAUUGUGAAUCCUGCUCGGGGCUCUGGGAAAGAUGUUCAGGAAGCAAAGAGGGAGACAUAUUUAACUGUUAGAAGAGUCAAUCAACGUUAUGGUUCCCCUGGCUAUGAGCCUGUAAUCUUGAUUGAUCGACCUGUUGCUCACUAUGAGAAGGCUGCCUAUUAUGCUGUUGCUGAAUGUUGCAUAGUUAAUGCAGUGAGGGAUGGGAUGAACUUGGUACCUUACAAGUAUAUUGUCUGCAGGCAGGGCUCACCUGGUAUGGAUGAGGCCAUGGGAAUUGAAACUGAUUCUCCUCGGACUAGCAUGCUUGUUGUGUCAGAGUUUAUUGGCUGUUCACCAUCUUUGAGUGGAGCAAUUAGGGUGAACCCAUGGGAUAUAGAAGCUGUGGCAGAGGCACUUGAUGUUGCCAUCACCAUGACUGAUUCUGAGAAGCGACUGCGUCACGAAAAACACUACCGGUAUGUUAGCUCACAUGACGUUGCAUAUUGGGCCCGCAGCUUUGUGCAGGACCUGGAAAGGGCCACUCAGGAUCAUUAUAAUAAGCGUUGCUGGGGUAUUGGCUUGGGCCUUGGUUUCAAAGUCAUUUCACUUUCUCCAAGUUUUAGAAAGUUGUCAAUCGAACACAUAGUUUCAUCAUACAGAAGGACAAACAGGAGGGUGAUAUUCUUGGACUAUGAUGGUACUAUCGUACCGGAAUCAACUAUUGUUAAAUCUCCUAGUGUAGAAGUUAUAACAUUCCUGAAUGCUCUGUCCAAUGAUCCCAAGAACACGGUGUUCAUUGUUAGCGGCAGAGGAAGAAAUCAAUUGAAUGAAUGGCUAGCACCAUGUGAGAGGGUUGGACUAGCUGCUGAACAUGGUUACUUUAUAAGGUGGAGUAAAGCAUCCAACUGGGAAUGCAUGGAUGCUGAUAUUCAAUGGAAAGGAAUUGUUGAGCCUGUAAUGAAACAAUAUACCGAUGCAACUGACGGCUCUUUUAUCGAAACUAAAGAGACCGCCUUGGUUUGGCACCACCAGGAUGCAGACCCCGACUUCGGCUCUUGCCAGGCGAAGGAAAUGCUUGAUCAUUUGGAAAAUGUUCUUGCAAAUGAACCUGCUGUCGUUAAGAGAGGCCAGCAUAUCGUCGAAGUCAAACCACAAGGAGUGACCAAAGGGUUAGUUGCGGAGAAGGUUCUAUCAGCAAUGGUGAAGAGUGGGAAGCCACCAGAUUUUGUGAUGUGCGUGGGAGACGAUAGAUCAGACGAGGACAUGUUCGAGAGCAUAGUGAACUGUGUUUCCAGUCUGUCGCUCAAACUUGCUCCCGAAAUCUUUGCUUGCACGGUGGGACAAAAACCAAGCAGAGCCAGGUAUUACCUCGACGACACAGCUGACGUGGUGAGGAUGCUGCGAGGGCUUGCCAAUGUAUCAAGUCCAAAGCCAAUGCAGAGUGUCCAAUUCCAAGUGGCUUUUGACAGCGUUGUAUGAGGGGUUUAGGUUGGAGUUUUGGGGCGCCCAGAGGAUCAAAAGGUCAGAUGUACAUUCUUUCCGUUUUUGGGGUUUUAUGUGGGUGAGAAACAACACAACUUCUAUCGUCAAUCUUCUUUACAUUACUCUUAUUUA
Ipomoea nil (Japanese morning glory) is the source of this 3010-nucleotide messenger RNA. Its product is annotated as probable alpha,alpha-trehalose-phosphate synthase [UDP-forming] 9. Gene Ontology annotation, cellular component: cytosol. Gene Ontology annotation, biological process: trehalose biosynthetic process. The transcript is spliced from 4 exons. The coding region runs from base 320 to 2875 and encodes 851 amino acids. The record is from RefSeq and is a predicted model, not a curated record. Gene Ontology annotation, molecular function: catalytic activity. Lineage: Eukaryota; Viridiplantae; Streptophyta; Magnoliopsida; Solanales; Convolvulaceae.